AUGGGUGUUGCCUCAUCUAGAGAACCUUCGAUGGCCGCCAAAUCGUUUGUUGACGGGUUGAUCCAGUCGUCGAAGGUCGUCGUCUUCUCGAAAUCCUACUGCCCAUAUUGUCACAAGGCGAAAUCCGCCCUCGAAUCGCAAGGAAUGGCCCCGAAUGUGAUGCAAUGGGUCGAGAUUGACGGACGCGAAGAUAUGGACGACAUUCAGAACUACCUAGGGCAGCUGACUGGAGCCCGCUCCGUGCCGAGGGUCUUCAUCAACCAGAAAUUUUUCGGCGGAGGCGACGACACGGCUCGGGCCGCCAAGACCGGAGACUUGGCUCGACUGCUCAAGGAAGCUGGCGCCCUG
Messenger RNA from Mesorhabditis spiculigera, 348 nucleotides. Lineage: Eukaryota; Metazoa; Nematoda; Chromadorea; Rhabditida; Rhabditidae. The record is from the annotation of a GenBank genome assembly.